Messenger RNA from Rhizophagus irregularis DAOM 181602=DAOM 197198, 393 nucleotides. The record is from RefSeq and is a predicted model, not a curated record. NCBI's taxonomy places the organism in Eukaryota, Fungi, Glomeromycota, Glomeromycetes, Glomerales, Glomeraceae.
UUAAACCAACUGAUUCGAGAAGAAAUGUCUUAUGAUAUUACACUAUUGCAAACUGCAUUAAAUCAAAAUGUUCCUUUGCUGAAUAAAGACCAGCGAGCUAUUUAUUAUGCUGUUUUGUCUUCUAUUCAUGAUACGUGUACCUGCUUCUUUGUUGAUGGUCCUGGUGGUACCGGUAAGACUUUUUUGUAUAAUACCUUGCUGGCAACUGUUAGAUCCUGUGGAGAAAUCGCUUUAGCUGUAGCUUCUUUGGGUAUUUCAGCACUUUUAAUUGAUGGUGGAAGAACUGCCCAUUCACGCUUUAGAAUUCCUCUGAAAUUACAUGAACUUUCAACCUGCAACAUUUUCCGUAGAAGUAGAGAAGCCCGUUUAAUUAAUGCAGCUAAGCUUUUCAUC